AUGAGUUCAACUAAUUGUAGAUUUUAUGAAAACAAAUAUCCCGAAGUGGAUGAAGUUGUCAUGGUAAAUGUUCAAGAGAUAGCGGAAAUGGGAGCAUAUGUAAAACUUUUAGAAUAUGAUAAUAUUGAAGGUAUGGUAUUAUUAUCAGAAUUAUCAAGAAGACGUAUUAGAUCUAUACAAAAAUUAAUUAGAGUUGGAAAAAAUGAAGUUGCAGUUGUUUUAAGAGUUGAUAAAGAAAAAGGGUAUAUUGAUUUAUCAAAAAGAAGAGUAUCAGCUGAAGAUAUUGUAAAAUGUGAUGAAAGAUAUAACAAAAGUAAAGCAGUUCAUUCAAUAUUAAGACAUUGUGCUGAAAAAUUUAAUGUAUCUUUGGAAAAAUUAUAUGAAACUGUGGGAUGGCCAUUAAGUAGAAAAUAUGGUCAUGCAUAUGAUGCAUUUAAAUUAUCAAUAACGGAUCCAAAUAUAUUUGAAGAUUUACAACCACCAAGUGAAGGAUUAUUAGAAGAACUAAAAUUAUAUAUUUCAAGAAGAUUAACUCCACAAGCUAUAAAUAUAAGAGCGGAUGUUGAAGUAUCAUGUUUUGGUUAUGAAGGUAUUGAUGCUAUAAAAACUGCUUUAAAAGCUGCUGAGUCGGUUUCAACUGAACAAAUGCAAGUAAAAGCUAAAUUGGUUGCAGCUCCAUUAUAUUUUUUAUCAGUCCAAUCAUUAGAUAAAAAUGCUGGUGUAUCAUUAUUAGAAAAGGCUAUAGAAAAAAUUGUUGAAAGUAUAGAAAAAAAUAACGGAGUUUGUAAAGUUAAUAUGGCUCCAAAAGCUGUUACUGCUACAGAUGAUGCAGAAUUAGAACGUUUGUUGGAAAGUAAUAAAAAGGUUGACGAAGAAGAAGAGGACGAUGAAGAAGAAGAUUAG
Messenger RNA from Lodderomyces jiufengensis, 903 nucleotides. RefSeq names its product translation initiation factor eIF2 subunit alpha (gene SUI2). Bases 1 to 903 code for a protein of 300 amino acids. The record is from RefSeq and is a predicted model, not a curated record. The transcript has a single exon. Gene Ontology annotation, molecular function: RNA binding; translation initiation factor activity; ribosome binding. Lineage: Eukaryota; Fungi; Ascomycota; Pichiomycetes; Serinales; Debaryomycetaceae. Gene Ontology annotation, cellular component: eukaryotic translation initiation factor 2B complex; eukaryotic translation initiation factor 2 complex; multi-eIF complex.